Messenger RNA from Cooperia oncophora, 2424 nucleotides. NCBI's taxonomy places the organism in Eukaryota, Metazoa, Nematoda, Chromadorea, Rhabditida, Trichostrongylidae. The record is from the annotation of a GenBank genome assembly.
CCUCCCGGAGGUGAACUCAUUGUUGGACCAAAUAUCGCCUAUAGACAAGGGAUUCCAAUCCUCACAUGGCAAUCAAGAGAAAAUGCUGACGAUCAGAUUGACAAUUUCGUUCUUGAAUGGAAAGCAACUACUGAAAGGGAAUGGAGACAGCACAGAAAUCCCAUCCCGUUCUCGGGCUGGCAGCGACCAUAUACCAUCGAUCUUGGCGAGCUUCCAAAGGGACAUACCUAUCAGGUACGCGUGGUCGUCAAAGACAGGAACCACAAUGUCGCUUUCACAUCACCAGUUGUUCAAGUCCAGACGCAGUCUGCUUGCCAACCUCCAAGACGAGCUCCUACCAACCUCCAGGUGUCACCUAUCGGUCCCACACAGAUCAGACUCACUUGGGCUCCACUACACGAGGCUGAAUGGAACUGCGAUCGCAUCUGGUAUAUUGUCAAAUAUAGCACGCCAAGGAAUCAGGGUUUCAAAAAUCUAACCCAAGGAGAGAAUUCUGUCGUGUUCGAAUCGGAUCCUUACACCAAGUGGAGCUUCGAAGUCCAGGCGGCCAACCCAGCUGGAGAAACUCAGUGGUCCCGCACGGAGACCGCUCAGACUCAGGAUGCCUCACCUGGCCCUGUGGUCGACCUACGAGUGCAGCCAGUUGGACCUGAUCGGCUGCAAAUUCCCAAAUGGGAGAGCACCAGAAUGAUCUGCGUUUCUCCAUGGAAUUUUGCCCGUUUCAGAGGUAUGUGUGACCAGCAGCAGGAUGCGCCAAGGACCUUGUCUGUCACUUCGCCUAAUCACGUAAUCACUGGCCUUCAUCCCCAUUCGCGCUACCGGGUUGGCGUUGCAGCGAAGACGACAAUCGCUGGUGAACGUGUCUCGCAAGAAGUGCAGACCGAACAGUCAGUACCGUCUGCCCCGCCUGUCUACCUAAGAGUUGAAGAAGUCAGAGAAACGGACGCCAGCGUAAGCUGGCAAGCUCCACCUUGUCUACAGACCAAUGGCGAGAUCACAGAGUACGAAUACGAGGUGACACCCGCUGAUCGACGAGCUGCUCCUCAAAGAAUUGCCAAUAAUGUUCGUGGAACCAGAGCUCAGAUUACUGGUCUCCAGCCUUUCACCAGAUACAACAUCAAGGUUCGCGCGUUCACAAGCCGCGGUCCUGGCCCGUGGUCCUCAGAUGUUCCAUUCCAAACUGCAGCUGCCCAGACUGUCACUGCUCCACCAUUCGUGAGGGUCAUCAAUACAGGUGCAGACAAUGCCCAUGUGGUCUGGCAGUCCCCCCAUCCGCAGACUGGUUACAUCGAUAAGUACAAGUGCAGGAACGACAAUUCCCAGCUACCAGCCCUUGCCAAGCGAGAAUCCUGGAGAGUCAACAGUUGCCGACGCCUCCGCCAGGGACGAGGAUGCAUUGCGGACGAAUUGACAAUUUGCAGCCAGAGCAGACGUACGACUUCCAGAAUCGAUAACCUCCGUCCUCGUACUCAAUACAAUGUCACUGUACAAGCUGCCACCAACAAGGAGCUAUGCGGGGGCACACAGGUGACUAUGUGGACGGACGCAGCCCCAUUGACAGCUUUGGCUGGUGCACCACGGGUUAUCGCAGAAGAAGCCACGUCCGUUACCAUCGAAUGGGACAGCAGAAAUCGUGAAGCUGGAAGCUUCAUCGUGGAGUAUAAACUUGAAGGAAGCGCUUGGCAACAGCAUCCGCGCCGCAUUCCUGCACAUCCUGCACAGACGACAUACACGGCUACCGUUGACGGUCUCCCUACCAACAAUGUGGUUGACCUUCGUGUUCGGGUCGUGUCACCGCAGAACGAGCAGUCCAAUCCGUCGCCGGAAGUCCGUGCUCGUACCAAGUGUAGUCCUCCUCCUAACCCACCACAGGUCUCGUGGUCUCGUCCAGCCAAGGACACUUGGAUGUGCGACCAGAUGAAUGUUGAGAUCAGCUAUCGAAUUGGAAAUGAGCCUGAGAAGGUUGUUUCACUGGGACCAGCUCGUGCUUCUUUCCUGCUCUAUGUACAUCUUCCAGAUUCUGCCCGUGCCAGGAGAUCAGACCGAGUACACCUUCCCAGCGGAGCCCAAUCCAACGUUGGUCGCUGGUCAUCCGAACAGACAGUGACCACCCGCCAAGGAGCUCCUGGAGCAGUGCGUGAUCUCAGGGUCAAGGCACUGUCACCAAAUGAGGUCCAUGUACAGUGGCUGGCACCGCUCGUUCAGCGAGGCACUAUCGUUGGCUACGAUAUCAGCUACAGGUUGAAACAUCGUCUUGCUUGUCCAGAAGAAGAGCCUAGAGAUGUGUCACGCGAUUUUGUUACCGUCUACAAUCACAAGGAUCUUGACUACACCAUCACAGGACUGCUUACCGCCCCCCCCCCCCCCCCCCCCCGUAUCCCUCGUAUGAAAUGUGGUACAGAGUUUCUUGAUGAAGUCGUAUAG